Messenger RNA from Phaeodactylum tricornutum CCAP 1055/1, 830 nucleotides. RefSeq lists its product with no specific name. The coding region runs from base 21 to 686 and encodes 221 amino acids. The record is from RefSeq and is a predicted model, not a curated record. NCBI's taxonomy places the organism in Eukaryota, Bacillariophyta, Bacillariophyceae, Surirellales, Neidiaceae. The transcript has a single exon.
AACCCACAAGCGUAGACGUAAUGGUUUCACGUCGCAGUACCGCACGAGCCGUCCGUUCGACUCGAAAAAGCACCGGACGAACGAGUAGACAAAGUGAUACCAAUGUGAACGUUGCUCGUUCCACCAAAACGGUCCAAAAAUGGGUUCAGAUUCGAAAACCUCCCGCCAAGGGGGUGGGUUUUGAAGUUCUAACGUGGGUUCCACUUAACAAACUGACAGCUGCACAACAUCAAAAACCAUUUCCGCUUCCGACAGAGGAAACGAAUGCGGCUUCGGAUGAAGCACAGGGAGCUUCUGUUCCGCUCUCUGGAGCUGGCGAUUCCAUUGCACUUAAGGCUCCCAGCUCACCUGUGCACAGUGAUUUAAUUCUGGAUUUAAAGCAUGAAGCAACAAAGACGGAUAAUUUGGCAGACGGUGCUGUCACAGAGAACAGUCUAACAAACCCAGAGGUAGUGGAGAAUUACGAUAAACCGCCUGCCAAACGACAAAAAUUGGAUGCUGAUCCGGAGACCGUCGCUCAUGAGCAGUCCGCGACGGGGUUUUCCGAUCCUUCUGUUGAGAGCUCGCCUCCGUCUACCGCUCUUACCGCACAGCCAACACUCAUUACAAAUCAUAACAGCGCUGAAAACACCAAGAUGAGUAGCGACUCACUGUCAACCAGCCCCACAGUAGCAUUGCCAGAAUAGUUUCUCUUUUCCACCGAGCGUUUUAUAUUUUCCUCCAUGGAUGCAAAUUUGAUACGUCGUAUUAGUACUGAUUCAGUCGAAAAAGGCGGGGUGCCGAUCUUGGGAACGCUUAGGCUCAGCUCUGGAAUGCUCUUCGUGGCUUUG